UUAAACAGAGUGUAAUUUUCUUUUAAUACAAUGACUACAGUACUAAAAGAAAUGUUAAACAAACGAUCAUUCGAGGCUGCUGAGGCCUAUUCUAAAAAUAAUGAUAUCCAAGUGCAUUAUGGUAAAACACUUGCAAUAACUGCUGAUAUAAAAGGUGGAGACAAAAUCUUGGAUAUGGGUUGCGGAACAGGAGAGUUGACUUCAUUUCUUGGGGAAAUUGUCGGCAGAGAGGGUCAAGUGGUUGGUGUCGAUCCAGACUUUGGGAGAAUUCAAUACGCAAAGCAAAAGCAUUUAAGCGUAAACAUUGUGGUAUUUGAGCAUGGCGAUAGUUCGACUGAGUUUAUUCAACGAAACAAAUCCUACUACGAUGUCCAUUUUAGUAAUUUUGUGUUCCAAUGGCUUUCUCCAGAAAGAAAGAAAGAAUUUGUGCGAGUUGCCUUCGAAAGCCUAAAGCGUGGAGGAGUAAUUGCAAUUCAGAGUCACCAGGAAACUCCUUGCGUGAUGAAACAAGUUGAACAAAUGAUUUCGAACGAUCAACCAUUUUCGCUUUGUAAGAAAGAUGAAGUAAAUAUUAGGCCGCUUCCAUUCUUUAUGAAUAAAUCAGAAACUGAAUCUAUUUUAAGGGAUUGCGGUUUUGAAAUAAUUUCAAAUGACUUUUAUCUAGAAACUUAUAGGUAUGCAACAAUCCGUGAUUUUGUCAACUUUGUCGUGGCUUCUGAUUAUCAUGAGAGCGAAAUGCUUUCGCUGAAUGCGUUUAAAAUGUUUGCGGAAUUGUUUGGAAACGACGAUGGAAGUGUGGACUUUUUUGAUCCCACAGUUUACCAGAUUGUAGCAAAGAAGACAUAA
Messenger RNA from Xenia sp. Carnegie-2017, 846 nucleotides. Its product is annotated as demethylmenaquinone methyltransferase-like. The record is from RefSeq and is a predicted model, not a curated record. NCBI's taxonomy places the organism in Eukaryota, Metazoa, Cnidaria, Anthozoa, Malacalcyonacea, Xeniidae. The transcript has a single exon. Bases 31 to 846 code for a protein of 271 amino acids.